Molecule: messenger RNA, 2237 nt
Organism: Hyalella azteca
Lineage: Eukaryota; Metazoa; Arthropoda; Malacostraca; Amphipoda; Hyalellidae
Product: ADP-ribosylation factor
Exons: 4
Coding region: 280-819 (179 amino acids)
Biological process (GO): intracellular protein transport; vesicle-mediated transport
Cellular component (GO): cytoplasm
Molecular function (GO): GTP binding; GTPase activity
Source: RefSeq, a predicted model, not a curated record
CCUUACCCUCGACCCAUACAAGCAGCUGAUCAUAAUUUUAUUGUAGCAGUGACAUAAUUAAGUACAUUGGUAACUGUUUUUAUGAUAACUGUUUCUUGAUGAUCAAUUGAUUAAACGGUAAUUAUUUUGUCUAAUAACGGCACUGAAAUAAACAUUCCAGCAUAGCGAAAAACUGUAUUUAAAUUUAUUUGUACGAACUGAUCGUAGGAAACCGAUUGUGCUGUUAAUUUAAACUAUCUUAAGGUUGCGUGAUUUGUUAAUAAUUCGAAUAACGCCGGUAUGGGCCUGCUUCUAAGUCGCAUCUACUCACUAGUCUACGGAAAAACUCCUUGCAGGAUACUCAUGAUCGGUCUGGACGGCGCUGGAAAAACAACAAUUCUUUACAAGCUCAAGCUCGGCGAGGUCGUAACCUCCAUCCCCACGAUCGGUUUCAACGUCGAGACCGUAGAAUACAAGAACCUGGCACUCACCGUGUGGGAUGUAGGAGGUCAGGGGCAGCUGCGCGGGCUGUGGCGCCACUACUACCAGAACGCCAACGCCGUCAUCUUCGUCGUGGACUCAAGCGACACGUCGAGACUUGUAGAGGCUAGGAAUGAAAUUUACACUGCCCUGACAUCGGACGAGCUCCGCAAUGUUCCGGUCCUGGUGUGGGCCAACAAACAAGACAUGCCGCAAGCCGCAAGCGCGGACGCUGUGCUGCGGGCGCUACGUUUGCCGGAUGCCGGACGCCGGGACUAUCACUGCGAGCCCUGCGUUGCCAUCACGCAUACCGGUCUUAUUGAAGGGCUGGAGUGGCUGGCUCAGCACAUCAAGCUCUAAAUUACGAUUAAAUUAAUUAAUUAUCUGUAGGUAUUAGCACCAAUGAAUGGUAUUGAUGUAUAGACUAGAGUGGCUGGCUCAGCACAUUAAGCUCUAAAUUACGCCUGAAUAUUUAUACGUAUUACCACCAAAAAGUGUCUUGAUGUAUAUAUUGGCUAGAGUGGCUGGCUCAUCACAUUAAGCUCGGAAUUACGAGUGAAUAUUUACUGUUAUUAGCACCAAGGAAUGGUAUUGACGUUAAUUUUUUCGUUGUCCAAUGCGCAAGUAUUUUUUUCAAGUAAAUAUGAUCUGAUAUAUUAUCUGCUCUAUAUCAGAUUCAUGUGUUUCCCCAUUUCGAAUAUUUUUCCAUCAUUCUAUGGAAAACGCAAUUAAUCGUUCAAUCUCUGAAGUUUUCAGCAAAGAACCUAUAUUAAUCAACCAAUACAGAAUUUAGCUAUUUUCACAGUACUGCAAAGCACUUAUCUACUAACUCCCACGUUUUGCUAGUCUUAUUUGCAUUCUUCUAUUAAAAUUUGCAAGCUUAAUAAACAUGAAUUUAAGACUAAACUGGUUCAACUAAAUAACCAUACGAGUUUAAAAGAGCAAUCUUUGUACAGGCACCUACGAGUAUCCAGGAGUGAUGUUGUAAGGGUAUUUUAUUAUUAAAUAAAGUGAGAUUUAUUAACCCAUUCGAAAUUAUUAAAUUGAUUAACUACGUAACUUUUCUUACCGCUCUCUUAUUUUGUCGUGCCCGGAAAAUUAUGAAUGCUUGUGGAAUGUGUAUAGAUAUCGAUCGAGACUUUUGUGAGUGACAAAUCAUGACUUAGAUCGCCUAAGAUUCGACUGGAUGUUUUCAUAUGAAUGCUGAUCAUAUAUAGUCGGCAAAAUAAAUCGUAUUAUAUUAUAUUGGCAACAAUAAUAUUAUUUUUAAUUUGUUUGAACACGUAUUGUCAACAAACAACAGCCGGUAGCAGCGCGUUGCCAUGGAGACGAAAGCAGCGUCUAUGCAACUGAGGGACGCCUAGCUUUAGUGUUCACGACUGCGAUUGCUAUGCAAGAUUUUAUUUAUAGUGAUCAUUUAUACGUGGCUGGUUGUAAUUGGCGAUGAUUAGACCUCAUUUUAAUCACAAUUUUCACCGAUAAUGCACUAUUUAUUAAGAAAACGUUAACAAGCAUCACUGUACAGUGAACAAUCAACUCGUCACUCGGACCAACUUACCUAAUAUUCGCGAGGCUACACACAGAUUUAACUACUCAGUGAUAUACUCAGCUAUGUCUUACAAGUAAGUCGUGCCUGCGGAAAUAGGUGGGUAGAUUUAAAGUAACUACAAAGCUAGAUUUAAUUUUUUCAAUUGUUUAGCGAGAAAAUAGUAUAUUCUCAUCUAGAAGCGAAAUAGCAUCACUCUAGUGACUUAUCGUUUAGCCGAAUUUGAAGAAAA